AUGUCGUCAUCCGUGGUGGAAGUGGUAGACGCACGUGCGAGGGCUCGUCGAGUCAGGAACAAGCUCAUGAUGCUUGGCGCUGUGGGCAUCUUCCUCUACGGGUUUGGUUCGGCCGUACCUCAUGCUGUAGCGAAGUAUGCACUGGGAAGGGCAAAGAUCGAGGAAGAGACCACAGAGACGGAUGUCGCUGCUGUACAAAAGUGA
Messenger RNA from Peronospora matthiolae, 204 nucleotides. Lineage: Eukaryota; Oomycota; Peronosporomycetes; Peronosporales; Peronosporaceae. The record is from the annotation of a GenBank genome assembly.